GUUAUGCACUCUGUUUGUCUUGGGCCUGCUGUGGGACAGCAUGAGAGCCCAAAACACUAUCAGCAGCCUACGAGCGGCAGCAGUAGCGUGGGAGGGGGAGCUGCCAUGCACAAAGUGGGACUGUGAGUGUGCGUUCAAGCGCCAGCGGGGCUGCUGCUGUGCCAACUCGGAGCUCCAGGAAAUAGAGGAUCAAAUGUUCCUAAGGGUGAUGGACCUGUCGAAGAGCAUGUCACAGCUGGGUGACAGCAUCCUUGAAGUCAUAGGGGGGAUAAAGGUUGCGUUCACCGCCUAUUUGAGCCCCAGAACAAACUGCUUCGGACCUUUCACCAGGAACAACCCCAUUCCUUAUGAUGUCAUCAACCUAAAUCACGGAAAUGGAUUUAACCCCGCCCUGGGUACAUUCACGGCUCCUCGUUCUGGGCUGUAUUCCUUCUCCUACACUGUCUAUUCCAAGAUGAGCAUGGUUGGCGACAGGAUGUACUACAAGGUGCAACUCAUGAGAAACGGGGAGGUGGUGGCAUCCAUUUGGGAGGACAACAGGGAGGACUCAGAGGACAGCAGUUCCCAGACAGUACUCCUGUCACUGCAGCAGGGAAGCCAGGUCUAUGUAGAGCUGCUGAGUGGCAGGCAGCUAUGUGGGAACAUCGAAGGCCUGAACACCUUCUCUGGCUCACUGGUUUACCCCUCUAUGACUUAAUAUUGAUUUCCUUCUCUGUGGCCUAAUUUGUCUGUCUAAUGUAAAGCUCACAAGUGUUUCUUCACAGUAAAGCUGAAAUGAGCUGGAACAUGAAAUCAAUAAUUUAAAACAUGCAAGUGCCUCAUAUGCAACUACACUGUAUGGGCCAAACCUUUUUUUUUAAAAACUUUAAUAAAAAUAUGUAUUUCUGACACUUAAAAGUGCGGCGUUUAAAAAUUUAGUGGCAUCUAUCAUUGCAAACAAAACUUUUGGAUUUGAAAACA
Molecule: messenger RNA, 960 nt
Organism: Thunnus maccoyii (southern bluefin tuna)
Lineage: Eukaryota; Metazoa; Chordata; Actinopteri; Scombriformes; Scombridae
Product: cerebellin-1-like
Exons: 4
Coding region: 41-697 (218 amino acids)
Molecular function (GO): protein binding
Source: RefSeq, a predicted model, not a curated record